UCUAGAGAGAAGAAUCUUUAAGAAAUACGUUACCAUAAGAGUUUAAGACAUAACUCUAUAUUUAUUUUAGAUAUCUAUAUAAACGUUAAAAAGUUAUGGCCCUUGUAUGCUUGAUGCUUGCAUUUCUCACAGUUGGUAUCAUGAAGAUAGAGAUGACCGGAGCACAAAACAUUCAGUCAGAAGUAAAGUUCCCAGCGUCAAUAUCUUCGGUUUAUCAGGGGAAUUGUAACAAUGAAACCCUGGGAUAUAACAUGUCGAAAACUCCUGGCGACAACGGAUUUCACAUAAACAUUUUAGGGGACCCUGAUGGAUAUAUCCCAGGAGAGGUUUACACAAUUUCCUUACAGGAAUACAAACGGCACUAUACAAUCCAGAAGUUCAUUAGUUUCGUUCUAUCGGUUGAGCCUAAAGUGAUCGCAAACUACUUGAACUAUAAUAAUGAUGUGCCCCUGAAUGUCGGCUUCUUUCAGAUGUAUGAGGAUGGCUUAUCUAAAUUCUUUGAGGACUGCCCUCAUAUCAUUGUCCAGACUUCAGGCAUUCCAAAGUCCGAGAUUCAGGUGAUGUGGACGGCUCCACCUUCGAUGUCUGGAUGUGUUGUAUUUAAAGUGAAGAUUAUGGAAUACAACGAUGUUUGGUACAUGGAUGAUGGAGGCUUGACUAAAGAGUUAUGUGAAAAAAAAAAACAGGAAAAGCAAGACGAAGAGCCGCAUAUAACUGAAGAUUGUUGCGCAUGUCAAGAGGCUAAGUACGAAGUUACUUUUGAAGGUUUAUGGUCUCGACAUACACACCCAAAAGACUUUCCUUUGAGUGAAUUAUUGCCUCACUUCUCGGACAUCAUCGGCUCUUCACAUACAGCUGAUUUCCAGAUGUGGGAUUACGAUGGUUUCGCCUCUGAAGGCUUGGGUCUUUUGGCGAAAUCAGGAACUACAAAGAAACUAGAAUCUGAAUUAAAAUCUGAGUCAGAGAAAAUUAGAACUAUUAUCAAGGCAAGAGGAUUGUGGCAUCCAAACUUGAACGGAAAAACAUACGCCGUAUUUCGAGUGGACAAGAACCACCACUUGGUAUCACUACUGAGUAAAGUCAGCCCGAGUCCUGAUUGGAUUGUAGGAGUCAGUGCUUUGGAGCUGUGUGUGAAGAACUGCUCAUGGGUAACCAAAAAGGUUAUAGAUCUCUACCCUUGGGAUGCUGGAAUAAAUGAUGGAGAAUCUUACUUAUCCACUGUGUUUCCUACGAUACCUCAAGAAAGGAUCAGAAGAAUAACAUCACGUCAUCCAAACAGCCCACAAUCACCAUUUUUCGAUCCCACCGGAAUGCCUAUGAAACCAGUAGCGAGGUUGACGAUAGCACGGCAAAGAAUUUACGAAAAGUCAUGCGAUAAAACCGAACAAGAUGAAAGAAAUCACCCAAUGGCAGAAGAUUGUGACGUGGCAGAAUGGACGAGUUUUACUCCGUGUAGCGUCACUUGUGGUCGUGGUAUACAGAUGAGAACCAGAAACUUCAUUAACAAACAAGAUGCGCGGAAGACAGAAUGCUUCACAAAACUGACAGAAAAGAGAUACUGUGAUGUGAAAUGUGAAAGGAAUAUUAGCUGCGAAACAAGCAAUUGGAGUGACUGGACAACAUGUAGCGUGACUUGUGGAAUUGGUUCACGAUCACGUCGUAGAAACUACCUCAAUACCAAAGCUUUCAAAAUUUGUCGGAAAGACCUGCUGGAACAGCGCUCGUGUUCGGAAUCUAUUAGCUGUGAGAAGAAUUCCAAGUGUGCGAUAUUUCAUUGGUCUGAGUGGUCACCUUGUACCUCAUCUUGUGGCGAAGGGACAAAAUUCCGCAUCCGACUUUAUCCGAAUCCGUUGGAAACAGGUUUGUGCAACACAGAUCUCAUGCAGAAAAAUACGUGCAAGGAUGAAAAUUCGGAUUGCUUUUCUCAGGUUUCAAACGCUAAAGAUUCUUUCGACAUUUUGAACCCACCGCUAAGAUUUUACCAGUACAGAACUGAUAAUACCUUUAGUCGUUUCAAGAACGGAAUAGUUUGUGUCCCUUUAAGUUCACUUACCACGUCAGCUACAAGAAUACACGACUAUAACAGAAAGCCUGUAGUUGACUGCCAGGUUUCCGAAUGGUCGGAAUUUAGCUCGUGCAGCGCCACCUGUGGGAAAUCUCGGAAAGAACGGCGUAGAAGAAUUGAAAUACAUUCACGAAAUGGAGGGAAAAGGUGCCCCAACAAACUCGUUCAGCGUCGAAAGUGCAGGAACAUUCCAAAGUGUCGUUGACAGUUCUGCACAGCAUCUACUCACUGAGAUUGUAUAGAAAUUAUGCUACAUAGUCUUAUUAAAUGGUUUGUUAACAGUUAUAAGUUCUUUGGAUAUUAAUGUAAUUCACUAUCAUAAAAAGACUGAUUUUGUCUCGUUUGCUUAUAAAUAUAUAGAACAAUACACUGCUGAUCAGUUAACUAUUUCUUAUGGCAACUCAACCAUUUCGAUGUGAACAUUUUCAAUAAACAUGUCAUCUCGGACAAUAGUUUCUAAAUCUUCAUGAUUAUUAACAGGGUUAAUCUGACGAGAGGCAUAUCU
This is a messenger RNA of Limulus polyphemus (Atlantic horseshoe crab), 2570 nucleotides long. Its product is annotated as spondin-1-like. Gene Ontology annotation, biological process: cell adhesion. Gene Ontology annotation, molecular function: serine-type endopeptidase inhibitor activity. Gene Ontology annotation, cellular component: extracellular matrix. Lineage: Eukaryota; Metazoa; Arthropoda; Merostomata; Xiphosura; Limulidae. The coding region runs from base 96 to 2270 and encodes 724 amino acids. The record is from RefSeq and is a predicted model, not a curated record. The transcript has 14 exons.